This is a messenger RNA of Oryzias latipes (Japanese medaka), 2167 nucleotides long. RefSeq names its product zinc finger protein 503. Lineage: Eukaryota; Metazoa; Chordata; Actinopteri; Beloniformes; Adrianichthyidae. Gene Ontology annotation, biological process: negative regulation of DNA-templated transcription. Gene Ontology annotation, cellular component: nucleus. The record is from RefSeq and is a predicted model, not a curated record.
GAGGCUGCAGAGGCAGCAACCUGCAGUGUGAUUCCGAUUCCGCUGGAGAGAAGGAGGCGGGGUGAUCUCUCCUGCCCGAGAGACCCACGUAAACCGAGCUCUCUUUCGGACCAGCAGCCCCACUGUUAGAGCGACGGCACGGACGGAGCAGCGCAGACGCAGAGUCAGAGUGCACGGAUUCGGCUCACUCUCUCCGCGUCUGGUUUGAGGAUACUACUGCGUCUUUUUGUUUGUUUUUCCUGGAAAAGCUUUUAGUCAGACGCUCCUACUGUUGGCUUCGAGCAUCUUCCUCAUGUAUUUUUCAACCAUUUGCACGAGACUUGGGUCAUGAUCACAUCGCCCACGGUCUCUUUUCUGAGAAAUAGCACAAAUCCAGCGUGGGAGAGCGGCUCCACGGGGGAGAAGGGAGAAGGAAAGAUCCGCCAAGUAUUUUGUUUCAACUCGGUCUCUCCUGCAGACCCUUCUCGCCAAGCCAGUCGUCUCCCCAUAAAGGUUUUGAAAAUGCUGACAGCGCGGUCAGGACACAUUUUACACCCGGAGUACCUUCAGCCUUUACCGUCCACUCCCAUCAGUCCCAUCGAGCUGGAUGCCAAGAAAAGCCCGCUGGCCCUGUUGGCCCAAACAUGCUCGCAGAUCGGCAAACCGGACCCGCCGUCGUCCUCCAAGCUGUCCUCUGUCACCUCGAAUGGAUCUAGUGAGAAGGAGAGCAAAUCUGGGCCGCUGAAAAUGAGUGACAUCGGAGCCGACGACAAAUCUAGCUUCAAACCUUAUUCCAAAUCAUCAGAGAAGAAAGACUCGAGCAGCGGUGGCAGCCUCAGUGGGGAUAAAACUAGUUUCCGAGUGCCUAGCGCCACCUGCCAGCCGUUCACCCCCAGGACAGGCAGCCCCAGCUCCUGCACCUCCGUUUCUCCCCUGCCGUCUGAUGGCAAAGCGGGGGAUAAGGACGAAAAGAAGGAGUCUGACAGCAAUAAAAGCAGCACAACAGAAAAUAGUGGUAGCCAAAGGAUAAACGGAAUUACCUCUGAAGGCAGCCAACACCAAGAAAACACAUCUGGAUCCAAAAGCGGUACAUCAGACUCUACAUCCGUGACCUCCUCCUCCUCUGUUCUCGGCUCUGGACUGGUGGCCCCCGUUUCCCCCUACAAGCCCGGUCAUACCGUUUUCCCCUUGCAGUCUGCUGGUAUUUCAUAUCCAGGAAGUCUAGCAGGUGCUUACGCGGGUUACCCGCAGCACUUUCUCCCUCCCGGAAUGACCCUUGACCCCACCAAAUCCAGCAGCCAGCUUUUGAGCGCACAGUUUGCUGCUGCCAGUUCACUCGGAUGCAGUAAAGCAGGAAGCAGCCCUCUUGCUGGAGCCUCCCCGCCGUCUCUGAUGUCAGCGAGUCUCUGUCGAGACCCCUACUGCCUCAGCUACCAUUGCACAAGCCAUUUGUCCGGCGCGUCCAGCGGCAACUGCGCGCAUGACUCGGCGGCUGCAGCUGCGGCAGCCAGCGCGCUCAAGUCCGGAUAUCCGCUCAUGUACCCCACGCACCCGCUGCACAGCAUGCACUCUUCCACUCCGUCUUUUACCGGACAUCCUUUAUAUCCCUAUGGCUUUAUGUUGCCCAACGACCCCCACCCGCACGUGUGCAACUGGGUGUCUGCAAACGGACCUUGCGACAAGCGCUUUUCCUCCUCGGAGGAGCUCCUCAGCCACCUGCGGACUCACACGGCCUUCGCCGGCACAGACAAGCUGAUAUCGGGUUAUCCGGGCUCAGCAUCUCUCGCUAACGCAGCUGCUGCCAUGGCUUGUCACAUGCACAUCCCGCCUAACGGCAGCCCCGGGAGCGCGCUGGCCCUCCGGGGCCCCCAUCACCCCCUCGGACUCAGCGGCCGCUAUCACCCCUACUCAAAGAGCCCUCUACCCACUCCGGGGGCUCCAGUGCCGGUGCCAGCCGCCACCGGGCCAUAUUAUUCCCCAUACGCUUUUUAUGGACAGAGACUCACAACUGCUUCGGCCUUAGGAUACCAAUAGAGACAGAAUAACAGGUUUAUACGGAGAUUGAGGCCCAGUGAGUUUUCUAUUGUAAUUCAUGCAGGGACUGGAUCCACAUGAGGAUCUCUGUAUUUAUUUGCGAUAGCUUCAAGCGUGACUAAAAUAAUAAAACAAGAAAAGUCUAAUACAUACA